This is a messenger RNA of Castor canadensis (American beaver), 855 nucleotides long. Lineage: Eukaryota; Metazoa; Chordata; Mammalia; Rodentia; Castoridae. The record is from RefSeq and is a predicted model, not a curated record.
AUGGAAGCUAAGAACCAGACAGGCAUAUCACAGUUUCUGCUCAUGGAAUUCUCAUCUGAUCCUGAAUUACAGCCCUUUCUCUUUUGGCUAUUCCUGUCUAUGUAUCUAGUCACAGUCCUUGGGAACCUUCUCAUAAUUGUGGCCACAAGCAUGGAUUCUCACCUCCAUAUGCCCAUGUACUUCUUCUUGUGCAACCUGUCCUUCGUUGACAUCUGUUUCACUUCUACCACAGUACUAAAGAUGCUGGUGAACACCCAGACACAGGACAAAGGCAUCUCCUACAUAGAAUGCUUUACUCAGAUGUAUUUUUUUAUUACAUUCCUUGGAAUGGAUAAUUUCCUAUUGACUGUGAUGGCUUAUGAACAUUUUGUGGCUAUCUGUAAUCCCCUAAACUACCAAGUUGUUAUGAAUUCCUGGUUCUGUGUCUUCCUGGUCCUGAUAUCUUGGAGCAUCAUGUGCUCAGUCUCCAUCAUUCAUAUUCUACUGAUGAUGCUAUUAACCUUUUCUAGAGGAACUGAGAUCCCACAUUUCUUCUGUGAAAUAAGUCUGCUGAUAAAUGUGGCCAGUUCUCAUACCCUCAUCAAUAACAACUUUGUAUAUCUGACAACUGCUUUGCUAGGUGCAAUUCCUGCCAUUGGGAUCCUCUUUUCUUACUCUCAGAUUCUAUACACCUUACUGAGGAUGUCAUCCCUUGAAAGCAAGUAUAAAGCAUUUUCAACCUGUGGGACUCAUCUCAGUGUGGUCUCUUUGUUCUAUGGAACAGGACUUGGGGUUUACCUCAGUUCUGCUGUGGCCCAUUCUCCCAAAAGAAGCAUGAUCACCUCAGUUAUGUACACCAUGUUAACCCCAUGCUGA